AUAAUACAUUAUAUUAUUUAGUCCUCGUCCUCGUAACCAGUUUCUAUCUGAUUUUGCUUUCGUUAUUUACGGAUUUCAAGAAUGGAACGUUAUUGUACAAAGCAUGGAUACCGUUUGACUACACAAUUUCCGCGCUAUUCUAUCCCGUAUACAUUCAUCAGAUAUUGACUUUAAUAUUUAUCGGUCUUGUUCAUCCUACAUGUGACAGUUUUAUUUGCGGAUUAUUAUUACACAUUUGCUGCCAAAUCGAGAUUUUAGAAUAUCGCUUAUCAAACAUUGUGAAUGCUCAAGAAAGCUUGCGCGAUUGCAUACAUCACCACAUACGUAUAUUUGAAUACUCAUAUAUGGUGAAUGAAAAUUUUGCUAGAAUAGUUCCUAGCGAGUUUAUAAUGAUCACAGUGGUAAUGUGCUACAAUUUGAUUCAUAUGGCUUUAACAUCAUCCACUAUCAUUUCUUAUAUACAAAAUCUCAUGAUUAUAUCGUGUACACUGGCACCAAUUUUUUAUUACUGUUGGUUUGGCAAUGAAGUUAAACUGAAGAGCCUGCAAUUAUCGGAUAAUAUUUAUAACAUAGAAUGGACAAUACUUAACAACAAUAUGAGAAAAGGUCUUUUAAUGAUUAUGAAUCGUGCGACGAUACCAAUCGAAUUUAGUAGCGCAAAUAUUAUGUCAAUGAAUCUUGAAUCAUUCGUGAUGGUGCUCAAGACAUCAUACUCGCUUUUUAAUGUACUAAUAAAAUCGCAGAAACAAUAAUAUGU
Camponotus floridanus (Florida carpenter ant) is the source of this 757-nucleotide messenger RNA. Its product is annotated as odorant receptor Or2-like. Lineage: Eukaryota; Metazoa; Arthropoda; Insecta; Hymenoptera; Formicidae. Gene Ontology annotation, biological process: sensory perception of smell; detection of chemical stimulus involved in sensory perception of smell. Bases 345 to 752 code for a protein of 135 amino acids. Gene Ontology annotation, molecular function: odorant binding; olfactory receptor activity. The transcript has 4 exons. Gene Ontology annotation, cellular component: plasma membrane. The record is from RefSeq and is a predicted model, not a curated record.